Molecule: messenger RNA, 1189 nt
Organism: Chanos chanos (milkfish)
Lineage: Eukaryota; Metazoa; Chordata; Actinopteri; Gonorynchiformes; Chanidae
Gene: pcbp2
Product: poly(rC) binding protein 2
Exons: 13
Coding region: 187-1143 (318 amino acids)
Molecular function (GO): RNA binding
Source: RefSeq, a predicted model, not a curated record
CAUUCACGCAUCCGUGUGUCUUCCCUCUUCCCCGAAUCCUCUCAAAAUUCCCUCCCGAACCUUUCCCCUUUUACCCUUUAAACCCUACCCCUCCCCCUGAACGCAUCUACAGGGUCGGUUCAGAAGAUUUAAUUUUGGUGACCAAAGAGUUGAAGACAAGACCAGGAAGACCUCCAGAGUGCAGGGAUGGACUCCAGUGUGAUUGAAGGAGGACUCAACGUCACUCUAACCAUCAGGCUACUCAUGCAUGGCAAAGAGGUUGGGAGUAUUAUAGGCAAGAAAGGGGAAUCAGUGAAGAAGAUGAGAGAGGAGAGUGGUGCCCGUAUCAACAUCUCUGAAGGGAACUGCCCGGAGAGAAUCAUCACUCUCUCUGGCCCCACCACCGCCAUCUUCAAAGCCUUUUCCAUGAUCAUCGACAAACUGGAGGAGGACAUCAGCAGUUCCAUGUCCAACAGCACGGCCACAUCCAAACCUCCAGUGACGCUGCGGAUCGUGGUCCCAGCCAGCCAGUGUGGCUCGCUCAUCGGCAAGGGCGGCUGUAAGAUUAAAGAAAUCCGAGAGUCAACGGGUGCUCAGGUGCAAGUGGCGGGAGACAUGCUGCCUAACUCCACAGAGAGAGCCAUCACCAUUGCCGGAACCCCGCUGUCAAUCAUUGAGUGUGUCAAACAGAUCUGUGUGGUCAUGCUAGAGUCUCCUCCUAAAGGUGUGACCAUCCCGUAUAGACCCAAACCCUCAGGUUCGCCUGUCAUCUUUGCUGGAGGACAGGCAUAUGCGGUGCAGGGACAACAUGCCAUUCCCCAACCUGAUCUCACAAAACUUCACCAGUUGGCUAUGCAGCAGAGCCCAUUUCCUCUGGCCCCCAGUAGCCAAGGUUUUACAGCUGGAAUGGACGCUACUGCACAGACUGGCUCUCAUGAACUGACCAUUCCUAAUGACUUAAUUGGCUGCAUCAUUGGCCGUCAGGGUGCCAAGAUCAAUGAGAUUCGUCAGAUGUCUGGAGCUCAGAUAAAGAUUGCCAACCCUGUGGAGGGCUCUACAGACCGCCAAGUCACCAUCACAGGUUCUCCAGCCAGCAUCAGCCUGGCUGAGUACCUCAUCAACGCCAGGCUUUCCUCUGAGGCUACAGGACUGGCGGCUAACUGACCCGCUGACAUAAAGCAUCUCCACUAGCAACUCACCCCUUUUUACU